CAAAAAAAUACGCGAAAGUGCUUUCCUCACUUUUUAAUUUUAAGUGCGUUGAUUGAGUCCUUUUUUUAAGUGACUUUUUAAUUUUAAGUGUAAUAAAAAUGUGGGAUUAUUAUUAUAGUAAUUAUUUUAUUGAUGUUAUAAACGGUUUUUUGUGACGUUUUUCUAAAUUAAUAUCUACACAAUAACAAUUUUAGAAAUAAUUGCCUAAAUUCAAUAAACAUGGAAGUGGAAACGAAAAGAAAUUCCGAAUACGAACAAAUAAAUCAACUUUACGACGAAUGUCUCAAUUAUUUGAAAGAAAAUAAACAUUUCGUGGAAGCGCACAGAGCUUCAAUAGAAGACCCGGACUACGAGACAAUAAAAGACCAAAAAGAAGAGCACCAGAAAGAAGAACAACAUAACGACACUAUUGAAGCAAAAACUGUUUUUAAACUUGAGAAUGAAAAAUCUAUGGAGAGUCUAGAAUCCGUAAUCUCAGAACCACGGUCAGAAAGACUUCGAAAACUAUCGAAGCAGCUACCGAAAAUAAUAAUUACACAAAGCACAACAAGUCUUAAUUACAAAAAAGAUGAAAUAAAAAAGAAUUUACGUGGGGAAUUGUCGAAAAGUGAUCGCGUUUUGCCUAAGAUUGAUAGACAUUCACCACGACCGGAUUACAGUAUGCCCGUUAUAAACCACCACCAUCAGAAUGCAAAGAAUCUUGAUGGAGGUUUGAAAGACCGUGACAGCAUGUCAAGUAUGGAUCGGAGAAUGCCAAAAUCCAUGAAACCUUAUAACCAUGUACCCAGUGAGAAGAAAAAGGCACUGCCUCACAGUGACUUCAGGCAUCCGCAACGCACUCGGCCGGGGUAUGGGGACCACCCCAAGCGCCUGGUCUCCAAGACUGGCAUGGAGAAUAUAGCUCUCAUAUCCAAUGUGCCAUUCGAGAAGAUACGACUGCUGAAUGAUACUUUUCAUACUUUGAUCAAUUUGCGCUGGCGUUGGAUCGUCAUCGGUACAAUAGUGGUCCACUUCGCAAUAUGGCUGGUGUUCGCAGUAUUCUGGUACAUCACCGCCCUGGCUCACUACGACUUCGAGCCAGACGCUCCCAAGAAGACCUGCGUGACUGGAGGGAAAGACUUCGUGACUAUAUUCUUGGCUUCCGUUGAAGCACAGACAACGAUUGGUUUCGGGGACCGUGCUAUAGAUGAAGAAUGUCCAGAAUCCAUAUUCCUAUUCAUCAUGCAGUUAAUUCUGGGUACUGGUCUAUCAGGAGUCCUGACUUGUGUCGUGUACGCUAAGCUGACUAGGCCCGAGAAACUCUCCAGAGAUGGUGUUGGUUUUAGCAAAAAGGCUGUGAUAAGCAUGCGAGAUGGCCGACUGUGCCUGAUGAUUAGAGCAUGGGACCUCAACUACGAUCACAUCAUCAGCUCCGAGUUCACUGCUCAUUUUGUCAAUACCUACAGAACGAAGGAAGGCGAAGUGAUCCGGUACUACGCGCGCUGUCUCACCCUACAGCAGCGUCAAUUCCUCCUCUGGCCAGUGACGUUGGUGCACGUGAUUGACGAGACCAGCCCUUUGUUUGGAUACACACCCGAACUCAUUGCCCAUAAUAGCUACGAGAUCACAGUCAGUCUGAAAGGUGCCUCAGCAUCAAUGGGAACGUUUACUCAGAGCCAGACCUCUUACCUGCCAAAAGAGGUUGUGUGGGGCUACAGGUUCCCUCCUGUCGUGAAGUAUGACAGUCACAAGCAGAAGUACGUCAUCGAUCACAAGAAGCUGGACCUCCUGGAGCCCGUCGACACUCCGCACUCCUGCGCCAGGGAUAUUUAUCGCACUCCUACACCAAUAAAGGAACCACCUCCUACUCCUGGCACACCGAGCAACUUCAGCGAGAAGGUUUCCAGUUUCCAACUAGCGCGCUCCUCGUCUUUCAGGCAGAAUAAGAAUAAUAAAAGUUAACAGAUCCUUUUCUUAUAAAAGUUUCCUGUUCGCGUUUGUCUGUAUGUAAAUUAAUUCUUGAUGUACUGAACCGGUUUUUGAACAGCUUUUUUAUCUUUCUUCUUUCCAUCCUUCACUAUCAGACAUCACUUCUUCUUUUUCAUACCAUUUCCUACAAAAUUCAACCCUUUCUUCUUUUAUCUUUAUGAACUCUUUCUUUACAAUUUACAUUUCACAAUUUCCUAAAAUAUUUAGAUACAAUAUAAUUAAAGAACUCAACAUCUAUGCAGAUGUAAAUAUUUCAUUAAAUGUUGUCCCUACGUAGUCUAGUAUAUUCAUAGUCAUAGGGAAACGAGUACCUAGACGUUAUACCUGAUGGCAAGCAAUUGGGCCCGCCCAUGAGGAAAACAAGAAAAGUCAAAAAUGCAUUAGAAGAAGAAGUGCAGUUUCCUUGAACUUUGAAGGUUGUGUCGGUUCAGAAAUAAUUUAAUGUGUUCCAAUACCAAGAAGAGAGUCAUUUAGGCCGUAUAUUAUAAAGAGAUUAUUAGUUUUAUGAAAU
Molecule: messenger RNA, 2479 nt
Organism: Spodoptera exigua (beet armyworm)
Lineage: Eukaryota; Metazoa; Arthropoda; Insecta; Lepidoptera; Noctuidae
Source: the annotation of a GenBank genome assembly